UUUUAAGAGUGAGAACUUGUAAUUUGAAAGGGACUUGGACAAAUGCAACAUUGGAAAAUGCACAUAGAAAAAUUUCAAUUUGAAAGCAAUUGCAUCUGAUUUUUCUUUCUUUUCAUCUUUCACAUGUAUGAGUCACUAGAGAGCCUGGCAAAGGGCUCCAUUUCAUGUUAACUUAGAGGUAUGCCUUAUGUGUACAGCCUCCAGAGCCUUUAUAUUUAUUUCAUGAACGUUUUGUAAUGUAUGAGUGGUAUUAUCUCUCAUUUUUGUAGACUGAUAUUUGAUACAACAGUAUUGAAUGAAACCUGCAAAGAUGGUUGGGAAAACUGAGGGCAAAAGAGAGUUCAAGGAGGCUAAAGUGAGAAUCCCAAGACUCAGAAAUGUAGAUCUCCUCAUUUCUGAACCUGGGAAUUCCUGUGUAUUUCCAUAUCAGAAGGAAGGUUCUUCAGCAUUGCUAAUUUCUGUAAGUACUAUGGAACCUCCACAGCCCUGUAGGUUUGGAAGGCUUAAAUCCAAGUUUGGAAAGGCUUUUUCCAUUCCAAAUGAUUUGCUGGCUUAAGCGCUUAAUUAGGAUGGCUUUUGAACAAGUUGGAUUAAACAUGGAAUCAGUGCUUUGGUCAAGCAAGCCUUAUGGUUCAUCUCGAAGUAUUGUAAGAAAAAUUGGCACUAACCUCUCUCUUAUACAGUGUCCAAGAGUUCAGUUUCAGCUCACUUCUCAUGCCACAGAAGGAAACCAUCUUAAUCAAGUUAGAGAAGAUGCAGUGGCCUCCUUUGCAGAUGUGGGAUGGGUUGCGCAAGAAGAAGGUGAAGUUUCUACAAGGCUCAGGUCAGAAGUUUGGUCAAAACCAGCCCAGUCUGUUUCAGGUGAGCUACAUCAUUCUGGAAAGUCCCCAUGCAGACAGACGUCCUUACAAAACCUGGAAGAAGAACCAGUGUCCAGGAGCACAGUGACGGCAAAUGAAGAAGCUCUGCAGAAGAUCAGCGCUCUAGAGAAUGAACUAGCCACCUUAAGAGCACAAAUAGCCAAAAUUGUAAUCUUGCAAGAACAACAGAACCUGACAAUAGGUGGGUCAAGUCCGGUUGCUUCAGCUGCUGUCCCUGUUGCUCCUCCACCACCACCACUGCCGCCGCCUCCUCCGCCACCGCUCCCUCCCCCAGGUCUACAACCGAGUGUGUCUGCUGUCGAGCUCAUUAAAGAAAGGAGAAACAAAAAAACGAACUCUGGACAGAAUCUGGCAAAAAAUGGGCCAAAGAAGCCUGAAAUACCAAACAUGCUAGAAAUCCUCAAGGACAUGAACAGCGUGAAACUACGCUCAGUGAAAAGAUCUUCAGAAGGUACAAAAUGUAAAGCGGCUGACCCUGCAGAUCCUGCAGCAUUAAUAGCAGAAGCGCUCAAAAAGAAGUUUGCGUAUCGAUACCGAAGCGAUAGCCAAAGUGAAACGGAAAAAGUGAUUCCAAAGACUGAAACAAAGACAAAGACUGAGGUAGUGCUGUUUGGACCACACAUGCUGAAGUCUACUGGGAAAAUGAAGACUUUAAUUGAGAAAUCUUAAUGUAUUAAGAUGACUACGUGAAAGACUGUUGAGCUGUUUUGUCUGAAAUCUUUUAUGUUGCAAGUAGCACUAGGACUGAGUGGUCUCUUAUAACACAGGAAAAAAACUAAUGCGAGAUGUAGAAUUGAGGCACUAAACAUGUUUGUAUGUGAUUUAUCAAGGGGAAUAAAUUUGACCAUUAUACUCAGGUAUUAAUUUUGUAUUGAAACCUGGCUUUCUACUCAAACCUAUGUGGUGGUUUUAGGUUAUUAACACUAAGUUAUAUAUACAGCAUUCUUUGUGUAUAACUGACCACCUUAAAAAAUUGUGUACAUGUUAAUAAUGCUAGUGAUACACCCUUAAGUUAAUAUCAGUUAUUUGAGCUCUAACUGUAACUUGCACUACAAUGUUUAGUUUGAUACUGAAUUUUUCAGGUUUAAGUAUUUCUUUUAAACUUAAUUUUAGCAGGUUUUUAGCCCAAAGAAAACCUGAAUGCAUUCUGCUUCCUACUGAAAGGAAGUGAGAACUUAAAUCUGCUGCAGAGGUCACCUGGUAUGAUACAUUUUAAGUAGCAGCACAUUUUUGUGCAGGGCGGUAGUUGGUUUUUUCUUGUUUAAAUGAGCUUGCGAGGGUAAGAGCAAAACCUACUUGUGAUCUUGGAAAACAUAAAGAGUGCAUGACAAGUAAAUCCCACUGUGGGAGCCUCUGUGAAUAGGUAGUCCAAUGGAUUUGAAAUAACUAGCAGACAGCAGCAGCAUAAAAUAAUUUAUGUCAGACUAUGUGUUAACUUUAAUUGGUGUAAAAAUCGAGUACUGGGGGGUGCAAGUUGCCAAAAGUCUAUCGCUCACCUCAGCUGUGCCAAGGGAUGCUCAUGGGCACCUUUUUACCCCCAGAUGGGUUUGUGGCAGCAGGGGACUGCACAAGCCCUCCUGCUCCCAUUCAGUGGGGAAGAGGCAGGAGAAGCUGUUGCACAUCACCCGCUUUCCAGGGGCAGCUGUUUCUGGUACCAGACCUGUACAGAGAGAGGUAGAUUAUCAACCAGCCGCCUGGGCUGACCUCCCCAGCUACAGAGGUAGGAAGGGCUCAAGAUACAAGUAAAAUUCAUUUCGAAAAAAGCUCUUUAGGAACCAGAGAGCUACAGCUCUACUGCACACUUAGAUGAAGCCAUGGUUUGCUCUGGCUGUAGAGGAGCAUAGAAGAAGCUGCGUCUGGGUGUUCCAGCAUUCUGGGUUGAUCUGGCUGCUGGAACAAGUACAAGUGCCUCUUAGAGCUUCUGUUUUCUAGGAAAAGGAAAAAAAAGCAGCACUUCUUAAAUAGAGACAGCUGAACGUCUCUGAGAAGGUCACUGAAGAUGGCUGAAGCUUUGCUGCUUAGAACUGGAAUGUAGAUUGUACGAUCAAGGAGGAUGUUUCCUGUUGUGAAGCUUGAAAUGGUGUUAAUAUGUACACAAUGUCAUUUCCUUCCAAAAAGCUCAAGCCUUCAGUCUUACUGAUAGGCUGUUGAAUCUUUGUAUUCUUUUAAAUGCCUUUAAGACACCUUUUUAAAAGUUAAAUUUUGGUUUCAAGUUUUGUAUUUAAUGCUCUAUUGCCACUAUAUAAAAUUAAAAGCAGUUAAAAUAA
Messenger RNA from Columba livia (rock pigeon), 3148 nucleotides. RefSeq names its product mitochondrial fission regulator 1 (gene MTFR1). The record is from RefSeq and is a predicted model, not a curated record. The transcript is spliced from 8 exons. The coding region runs from base 540 to 1550 and encodes 336 amino acids. Gene Ontology annotation, biological process: aerobic respiration; mitochondrial fission. Gene Ontology annotation, cellular component: mitochondrion. NCBI's taxonomy places the organism in Eukaryota, Metazoa, Chordata, Aves, Columbiformes, Columbidae.